Messenger RNA from Cucumis melo (muskmelon), 1188 nucleotides. RefSeq lists its product as uncharacterized. Bases 113 to 904 code for a protein of 263 amino acids. Gene Ontology annotation, molecular function: ribosomal large subunit binding. The record is from RefSeq and is a predicted model, not a curated record. Gene Ontology annotation, biological process: translation. The transcript has 8 exons. Gene Ontology annotation, cellular component: mitochondrion. Lineage: Eukaryota; Viridiplantae; Streptophyta; Magnoliopsida; Cucurbitales; Cucurbitaceae.
UUAGAGGUAAAAUGUCCAGCGUUGGGUUUUAUGAAAAACCCUAACAAGAAAACAUCGAAUCGAAGAAAUAAGUUUGGUGGUUCCAUCAGUUGGAGCAUGAACCUCUAGUUCAAUGGCUAUGUUUCUAAAACGUUCCUUCUCCUACAGAAAUUUCAUCAUUCUCCGAAAUUUUGCUAAUCAAACUUGUAACUUUUCCUUCUCUCUCAACCAUUUCUCCAACUCAUGGACCUCCGACACCUCUGCCGGAUUUGCACUUCCUCCUUCAGAUUUCAUCCGAGAGAGUCGUCGGGGUUUUGCUAAAGGCCGAAAAUCAAAUGAAUCUUCUACAAGUAUUGCUGAGGCAUUGACUGAUAUUAGACCCACGAUUAAAUCAAACGCUAGCUCGCAAAUGGAGGCUUCGAUAGUUGCAUUAUCAGGAGAAUUAAGCAAGCUUCGAACGGGCAGGGCAUCAUCUGGAAUGCUUGACCACAUUAUAGUAGAAACUUCAGGUGUGAAGCUGCCGUUGAAUCAGAUUGCGGCUGUAUCGGUCUUGGAUUCAAAAACAUUGUCAAUAAAUCCUUAUGAUCCCAGUACACUAAAGAAUUUAGAGAGUGCUAUAAUCUCAUCUCCUUUAGGUGUUGCACCAAGAGUAGACGGAGAGAGGUUAAUUGCAGUAAUUCCACCAUUGACCAAAGAACAUAUCCAGGCUAUGUGUAAGCUGGUCACCAAGUGUUGCGAAGAUUCCAGACAAAGUAUACGACGAGCUCGUCAAAAGGCCAUGGAUACAGUUAAAAAGAUUAGCUCAAGCUACCCGAAGGAUGACAUGAAAAGACUGGAAAAGGAAGUUGAUGAAUUGACUAAGAAGUUUAUCAAGUCAGCCGAAGAACUCUGCAAGGCAAAGGAGAAGGAGAUCACUGGAGGUUAAAAAAAAUUAUAGUUCCCAAUUUUGACAGAUGAGUCAUUCUAAUAACUUGUUGGAUAUUUGUUUCUAAACUUUAGCCGUCCCAUUAUAGAGCUUUUUAUAAUCAUAGCGAGGGAUGUAACAGUGGAUGUUGAAAUGGUCAUUUCUCGUCAGCAAGCUCUGGUUCAGUAUUUACCAUUUCAAUUUUCAAUCCUUUUCAACUUUGAUUCUUUGUAAUGUAGGAAGCUAUGAACUUGAAACCUCUACGAAAUCAAAUUCUCCGGAGUUGGAUCUCUCAGUUUGUAGAA